AUGGCGUACAUUUACCCAAGUAGCAAUCCAGUACUUCUGAGAAUCGAUGGAGGACGCUACGGACUGGACUCCCCCAAAACGGAAGCCAAAGGGCUUCUCCUGACACCGGUACACAUCCAUGGAGCGGCCGAUCGACUUGGCUGUGAUCCUCAAACACGUUUCAAUGUCCCGCCCAACACGAAGCAUUGGAUAGCGCUCCUGCAGCGCGGGAACUGUACGUUUAAGGAGAAGAUCCUGCGCGCUGCAUCCCAUAAUGCCUCAGCUGUCGUCAUCUACAAUAACAACUCCAAGGAAGAGACGGUCACUAUGACUCACCAAGCGGCCGAUCGACUUGGCUGUGAUUCUCACAGCCUAUGA
Molecule: messenger RNA, 357 nt
Organism: Xenopus tropicalis (tropical clawed frog)
Lineage: Eukaryota; Metazoa; Chordata; Amphibia; Anura; Pipidae
Product: E3 ubiquitin-protein ligase RNF130-like
Exons: 4
Coding region: 1-357 (118 amino acids)
Source: RefSeq, a predicted model, not a curated record